AUGAACAACAUCCUAGAGAUUCUAUGGACCAUUCAUAUUGGUGCAGUCGUUGCAACUUUUCUUUUCAACACUGGACGUAUUAUAAAAGCAGUAGAAAUCUUUAACGAAUGUUUGGUGCUCCUUGACGGUAACGUCCUACAAACAAUCAAAGAACUUACCACACCACUUGUUAUCUAUGUAUAUCAUAAACUUCUUGAUGGCUAUACUCUUAUGAACGAUCACAUUAGUGCGAUAGAAUGUGGUAAAAAACUUCACGUGGCACUACACAAUAGUGGCAGAAACGAAGAAGAAGCGAUAAUAUUAAUUCAACUAGCGAACAUUUAUUAUCAGAGAAGCCAAUACGAGGAAACAAAAACGUUCUACGAGAAGGCACUCGGCAUCAUGAUUGAGACUGGAAACAAUCGCACAGUUGGAAUGUGUUACGGAAAUCUAGGAGCUGUGCUUCAAUCUGUUGGUCAAUAUACCAAGGCUGAAGAAUACCUUCAAAAAGCACUAGUGAUCAGGAAAGAAAUCGGUGACAAAGAAGGAGAAGCGGCAGAUUACGGAAAUCUAGGAACUGUCUUUCUUUCUGUUGGUCAAUAUUCCAAGGCUGAAGAAUUCCUUCAGAAAGCACUGACGGUCAGGAGAGAAAUCGGUGACAAAAAGGGAGAAGCAACAGAUUACGGAAAUCUAGGAAGCGUGUUUCAAUCCGUUGGUCAAUAUACCAAGGCUCAAGAAUACCUUCAAAAAGCACUGACGAUCAAAGAAGAAAUCGGUGAUAAAUCAGGAGAAGCGACAUCUUACGGAAAUCUAGGAACUGUGCUUCUUUCCGUUGGUCAAUAUACCAAGGCUAAAGAAUACCUUCAGAAAGCACUGACGAUUAGGAGAGAAAUCGGUGACAGAAAAGGAGAAGCAGCAGAUUACGGAAAUCUAGGAUCUGUGUUUCAAUCUGUUGGUCAAUAUAAUAAGGCUGAAGAAUAUCUACAGAAAGCACUGACGAUCAGGAGAGAAAUCGGUGACAAAGAAGGAGAAGCGUCAGCUUACGGAAAUCUGGGAACUGUCUUUCUUUCUGUUGGUCAAUAUAUCAAGGCUAAAGAAUACCUUCAGAAAGCACUGACGAUUAGGAGAGAAAUCGGUGACAGAAAAGGAGAAGCAGCAGAUUACGGAAAUCUAGGAUCUGUGUUUCAAUCCGUUGGUCAAUAUACCAAGGCUCAAGAAUACCUUCAGAAAGCACUGACGAUCAAAGAAGAAAUCGGUGAUAAAUCAGGAGAAGCGACAUGUUACGGAAAUCUAGGAACUGUGCUUCUUUCCGUUGGUCAAUAUACCAAGGCUAAAGAAUACCUUCAGAAAGCACUGACGAUUAGGAGAGAAAUCGGUGACAGAAAAGGAGAAGCAGCAGAUUACGGAAAUCUAGGAUCUGUGUUUCAAUCCGUUGGUCAAUAUACCAAGGCUCAAGAAUACCUUCAGAAAGCACUGACGAUCAAAGAAGAAAUCGGUGAUAAAUCAGGAGAAGCGACAUGUUACGCAAAUCUAGGAACUGUGCUUCUUUCCGUUGGUCAAUAUACCAAGGCUAAAGAAUACCUUCAGAAAGCACUGACGAUUAGGAGAGAAAUCGGUGACAGAAAAGGAGAAGCAGCAGAUUACGGAAAUCUAGGAUCUGUGUUUCAAUCUGUUGGUCAAUAUAAUAAGGCUGAAGAAUAUCUACAGAAAGCACUGACGAUCAGGAGAGAAAUCGGUGACAAAGAAGGAGAAGCAUCAGCUUACGGAAAUCUGGGAACUGUCUUUCUUUCUGUUUGUCAAUAUACCAAGGCUGAAGAGUAUCUUCAGAAAGCACUAACGAUCAGGAGAGAAAUCGGUGACAAAAAAGGAGAAGGGGCAGACUACGGAAAUCUAGGAACUGUCUUUCUUUCUGUUGGUCAAUAUUCCAAGGCUGAAGAAUUCCUUCAGAAAGCACUGACGGUCAGGAGAGAAAUCGGUGACAAAAAGGGAGAAGCAACAGAUUACGGAAAUCUAGGAAGCGUGUUUCAAUCCGUUGGUCAAUACACCAAGGCUGAAGAAUACCUUCAGAGAGCACUGACGAUCAAAGAAGAAAUCGGUGAUAAAUCAGGAGAAGCGACAUGUUACGGAAAUCUAGGAACUGUGCUUCUUUCUGUUUGUCAAUAUACCAAGGCUGAAGAAUACCUUCAGAAAGCACUGACGAUCAGGAGAGAAAUCGGGGACAAAGAAGGAGAAGCAGCAGAUUACGGAAAUCUAGGAUCUGUGUUUCAAUCUGUUGGUCAAUAUAAUAAGGCUGAAGAAUAUCUACAGAAAGCACUGACGAUCAGGAGAGAAAUCGGUGACAAAGAAGGAGAAGCGUCAGCUUACGGAAAUAUGGGAACUGUCUUUCGUUCUGUUGGUCAAUAUAUCAAGGCUAAAGAAUACCUUCAGAAAGCACUGACGAUUAGGAGAGAAAUCGGUGACAGAAAAGGAGAAGCAGCAGAUUACGGAAAUCUAGGAUCUGUGUUUCAAUCCGUUGGUCAAUAUACCAAGGCUCAAGAAUACCUUCAGAAAGCACUGACGAUCAAAGAAGAAAUCGGUGAUAAAUCAGGAGAAGCGACAUGUUACGCAAAUCUAGGAACUGUGCUUCUUUCCGUUGGUCAAUAUACCAAGGCUAAAGAAUACCUUCAGAAAGCACUGACGAUUAGGAGAGAAAUCGGUGACAGAAAAGGAGAAGCAGCAGAUUACGGAAAUCUAGGAUCUGUGUUUCAAUCUGUUGGUCAAUAUAAUAAGGCUGAAGAAUAUCUACAGAAAGCACUGACGAUCAGGAGAGAAAUCGGUGACAAAGAAGGAGAAGCAUCAGCUUACGGAAAUCUGGGAACUGUCUUUCUUUCUGUUUGUCAAUAUACCAAGGCUGAAGAGUAUCUUCAGAAAGCACUAACGAUCAGGAGAGAAAUCGGUGACAAAAAAGGAGAAGGGGCAGACUACGGAAAUCUAGGAACUGUCUUUCUUUCUGUUGGUCAAUAUUCCAAGGCUGAAGAAUUCCUUCAGAAAGCACUGACGGUCAGGAGAGAAAUCGGUGACAAAAAGGGAGAAGCAACAGAUUACGGAAAUCUAGGAAGCGUGUUUCAAUCCGUUGGUCAAUACACCAAGGCUGAAGAAUACCUUCAGAGAGCACUGACGAUCAAAGAAGAAAUCGGUGAUAAAUCAGGAGAAGCGACAUGUUACGGAAAUCUAGGAACUGUGCUUCUUUCUGUUUGUCAAUAUACCAAGGCUGAAGAAUACCUUCAGAAAGCACUGACGAUCAGGAGAGAAAUCGGGGACAAAGAAGGAGAAGCAGCAGAUUACGGAAAUCUAGGAUCUGUGUUUCAAUCUGUUGGUCAAUACAAUAAGGCGGUAGAAUACUUUCAGAAAGCACUGACGAUCAAAGAAGAAAUCGGUGAUAAAUCAGGAGAAGCGACAUGUUACGGAAAUCUAGGAACAGUCUCUCAAUCUGUUGGUCAAUAUACCAAGGCUAAAGAAUACCUUCAAAAAGCACUAGUGAUCAGGAAAGAAAUCGGUGACAAAGAUGGAGAAGCUGCAGAUUACGGGAAUCUAGGAACUGUGUUUUUAUCUGUUGGACAAUAUACCAAGGCCGAAGAUUACCUCCAAAAAGCACUAGUCAUUAGGAAAGAAAUCGGUGACAAAAAAGGUGAAGCAUCAGAUUACGCAAAUCUAGGAUCUGUGUUUCAAUCCGUUGGUCAAUAUACCAAGGCUCAAGAAUACCUUCAGAAAGCACUGACGAUCAAAGAAGAAAUCGGUGAUAAAUCAGGAGAAGCGACAUGUUACGGAAAUCUAGGAACUGUGCUUCUUUCUGUUGGUCAAUAUAUCAAGGCUAAAGAAUACCUUCAGAAAGCACUGACGAUUAGGAGAGAAAUCGGUGACAGAAAAGGAGAAGCAGCAGAUUACGGAAAUCUAGGAUCUGUGUUUCAAUCUGUUGGUCAAUAUAAUAAGGCUGAAGAAUAUCUACAGAAAGCACUGACGAUCAGGAGAGAAAUCGGUGACAAAGAAGGAGAAGCAUCAGCUUACGGAAAUCUGGGAACUGUCUUUCUUUCUGUUUGUCAAUAUACCAAGGCUGAAGAGUAUCUUCAGAAAGCACUAACGAUCAGGAGAGAAAUCGGUGACAAAAAAGGAGAAGGGGCAGACUACGGAAAUCUAGGAACUGUCUUUCUUUCUGUUGGUCAAUAUUCCAAGGCUGAAGAAUUCCUUCAGAAAGCACUGACGAUCAGGAGAGAAAUCGGUGACAAAAAGGGAGAAGCAACCGAUUACGGAAAUCUAGGAAGCGUGUUUCAAUCCGUUGGUCAAUACACCAAGGCUGAAGAAUACCUUCAGAGAGCACUGACGAUCAAAGAAGAAAUCGGUGAUAAAUCAGGAGAAGCGACAUGUUACGGAAAUCUAGGAACUGUGCUUCUUUCUGUUUGUCAAUAUACCAAGGCUAAAGAAUACCUUCAGAAAGCACUGACGAUUAGGACAGAAAUCGGUGACAGAAAAGGAGAAGCAGCAGAUUACGGAAAUCUAGGAAGCGUUUUUCAAUCUGUUGGUCAAUAUAAUAAGGCUGAAGAAUACCUACAGAAAGCACUGACGAUCAGGAGAGAAAUCGGUGACAAAGAAGGAGAAGCAUCAGCUUACGGAAAUAUCGGAACUGUCUUUCUUUCUGUUUGUCAAUAUACCAAGGCUGAAGAGUAUCUUCAGAAAGCACUAACGAUCAGGAGAGAAAUCGGUGACAAAAAAGGAGAAGCUGCAGAUUACGGAAAUCUAGGAACUGUCUUUCUUUCUGUUGGUCAAUAUUCCAAGGCUGAAGAUUUCCUUCAGAAAGCACUGACGGUCAGGAGAGAAAUCGGUGACAAAAAGGGAGAAGCAACAGAUUACGGAAAUCUAGGAAGCGUGUUUCAAUCCGUUGGUCAAUAUACCAAGGCUCAAGAAUACCUUCAGAAAGCACUGACGAUCAAAGAAGAAAUCGGUGAUAAAUCAGGAGAAGCGACAUGUUACGGAAAUCUAGGAACUGUGCUUCUUUCUGUUGGUCAAUAUACCAAGGCUGAAGAAUACCUUCAGAAAGCACUGACGAUUAGGAGAGAAAUCGGUGACAGAAAAGGAGAAGCAUCAGAUUACGGAAAUCUAGGAUCUGUGUUUCAAUCUGUUGGUCAAUAUAAUAAGGCUGAAGAAUAUCUAAAGAAAGCACUGACGAUCAGGAGAGAAAUCGGUGACAAAGAAGGAGAAGCGGCAGCUUACGGAAAUCUGGGAACUGUCUUUCGUUCUGUUGGUCAAUAUAUCAAGGCUAAAGAAUACGUUCAGAAAGCACUGACGAUUAGGAGAGAAAUCGGUGACAGAAAAGGAGAAGCAGCAGAUUACGGAAAUCUAGGAUCUGUGUUUCAAUCCGUUGGUCAAUAUACCAAGGCUCAAGAAUACCUUCAGAAAGCACUGACGAUCAAAGAAGAAAUCGGUGAUAAAUCAGGAGAAGCGACAUGUUACGCAAAUCUAGGAACUGUGCUUCUUUCCGUUGGUCAAUAUACCAAGGCUAAAGAAUACCUUCAGAAAGCACUGACGAUUAGGAGAGAAAUCGGUGACAGAAAAGGAGAAGCAGCAGAUUACGGAAAUCUAGGAUCUGUGUUUCAAUCUGUUGGUCAAUAUAAUAAGGCUGAAGAAUAUCUACAGAAAGCACUGACGAUCAGGAGAGAAAUCGGUGACAAAGAAGGAGAAGCAUCAGCUUACGGAAAUCUGGGAACUGUCUUUCUUUCUGUUUGUCAAUAUACCAAGGCUGAAGAGUAUCUUCAGAAAGCACUAACGAUCAGGAGAGAAAUCGGUGACAAAAAAGGAGAAGGGGCAGACUACGGAAAUCUAGGAACUGUCUUUCUUUCUGUUGGUCAAUAUUCCAAGGCUGAAGAAUUCCUUCAGAAAGCACUGACGGUCAGGAGAGAAAUCGGUGACAAAAAGGGAGAAGCAACAGAUUACGGAAAUCUAGGAAGCGUGUUUCAAUCCGUUGGUCAAUACACCAAGGCUGAAGAAUACCUUCAGAGAGCACUGACGAUCAAAGAAGAAAUCGGUGAUAAAUCAGGAGAAGCGACAUGUUACGGAAAUCUAGGAACUGUGCUUCUUUCUGUUUGUCAAUAUACCAAGGCUAAAGAAUACCUUCAGAAAGCACUGACGAUCAGGAGAGAAAUCGGGGACAAAGAAGGAGAAGCAGCAGAUUACGGAAAUUUAGGAUCUGUGUUUCAAUCUGUUGGUCAAUACAAUAAGGCGGUAGAAUACUUUCAGAAAGCACUGACGAUCAAAGAAGAAAUCGGUGAUAAAUCAGGAGAAGCGACAUGUUACGGAAAUCUAGGAACAGUCUCUCAAUCUGUUGGUCAAUAUACCAAGGCUAAAGAAUACCUUCAAAAAGCACUAGUGAUCAGGAAAGAAAUCGGUGACAAAGAUGGAGAAGCUGCAGAUUACGGGAAUCUAGGAACUGUGUUUUUAUCUGUUGGACAAUAUACCAAGGCCGAAGAUUACCUCCAAAAAGCACUAGUCAUUAGGAAAGAAAUCGGUGACAAAAAAGGUGAAGCAUCAGAUUACGCAAAUCUAGGAUCUGUGUUUCAAUCCGUUGGUCAAUAUACCAAGGCUCAAGAAUACCUUCAGAAAGCACUGACGAUCAAAGAAGAAAUCGGUGAUAAAUCAGGAGAAGCGACAUGUUACGGAAAUCUAGGAACUGUGCUUCUUUCUGUUGGUCAAUAUAUCAAGGCUAAAGAAUACCUUCAGAAAGCACUGACGAUUAGGAGAGAAAUCGGUGACAGAAAAGGAGAAGCAGCAGAUUACGGAAAUCUAGGAUCUGUGUUUCAAUCUGUUGGUCAAUAUAAUAAGGCUGAAGAAUAUCUACAGAAAGCACUGACGAUCAGGAGAGAAAUCGGUGACAAAGAAGGAGAAGCAUCAGCUUACGGAAAUCUGGGAACUGUCUUUCUUUCUGUUUGUCAAUAUACCAAGGCUGAAGAGUAUCUUCAGAAAGCACUAACGAUCAGGAGAGAAAUCGGUGACAAAAAAGGAGAAGGGGCAGACUACGGAAAUCUAGGAACUGUCUUUCUUUCUGUUGGUCAAUAUUCCAAGGCUGAAGAAUUCCUUCAGAAAGCACUGACGAUCAGGAGAGAAAUCGGUGACAAAAAGGGAGAAGCAACCGAUUACGGAAAUCUAGGAAGCGUGUUUCAAUCCGUUUGUCAAUAUACCAAGGCUGAAGAAUACCUUCAGAGAGCACUGACGAUCAAAGAAGAAAUUGGUGAUAAAUCAGGAGAAGCGACUUGUUACGCAAAUCUAGGAACUGUGCUUCUUUCUGUUUGUCAAUAUACCAAGGCUGAAGAAUACCUUCAGAAAGCACUGACGAUUAGGACAGAAAUCGGUGACAGAAAAGGAGAAGCAUCAGAUUACGGAAAUCUAGGAUCUGUGUUUCAAUCUGUUGGUCAAUAUAAUAAGGCUGAAGAAUACCUACAGAAAGCACUGACGAUCAGGAGAGAAAUCGGUGACAAAGAAGGAGAAGCAUCAGCUUACGGAAAUAUGGGAACUGUCUUUCUUUCUGUUGGUCAAUAUUCUAAGGCUGAAGAUUUCCUUCAGAAAGCACUGACGGUCAGGAGAGAAAUCGGUGACAAAAAGGGAGAAGCAACAGAUUACGGAAAUCUAGGAUCUGUGUUUCAAUCCGUUGGUCAAUAUACCAAGGCUCAAGAAUACCUUCAGAAAGCACUGACGAUCAAAGAAGAAAUCGGUGAUAAAUCAGGAGAAGCGACUUGCUACGGAAAUCUAGGAACUGUGCUUCUUUCUGUUGGUCAAUAUACGAAGGCUGAAGAAUACCUUCAGAAAGCACGGACGAUUAGGAGGGAAAUCGGUGACAGAAAAGGAGAAGCAUCAGAUUACGGAAAUCUAGGAUCUGUGUUUCAAUCCGUUGGUCAAUAUACCAAGGCUGAAGAAUACCUUCAGAAAGCACUGACGAUCAAAGAAGAAAUCGGUGAUAAAUCAGGAGAAGCGACAUGUUAUGGAAAUCUUGGAACUGUGCUUCUUUCUGUUGGUCAAUAUAACAAGGCUGAAGAAUACUUUCAGAAUGCACUGACGAUUAGGAGAGAAAUCGGUGACAAAAAAGGAGAAGCAGCAGAUUACGGAAAUCUUGGAACUGUUUUUCCUUCUGUUUGUCGAUAUACCGAGGCUGAAGAAUAUCUUCAGAAAGCACUGACUAUAAGGAGAGAAAUCGGCGACAGAAAAGGAGAAGCAACAGAUUACGGAAAUUUAGGAGCUGUGUUUCAAUCCGUUGGUCAAUAUACCAAGGCUGAAGAAUACCUUCAGAAAGCACUGACGAUCACGAGAGAAAUUGGUGACAAAAGUGGCGUUGGAGCUUCAUAUUUAAACCUGGGAAGUCUCUGUCGAGUUUCUCAGGAUUAUACCAAGAGUCAAGAAUUUGUUAAGAAAGCACUCGAGAUGAGUUACGAAAUAGGGGACAUCGAAUUGCAGUUUUCCAGCCACCUUGGCAUUGCUCUAAACACUUUAUUGGCAGGAGAAGACAUUACUGUAGUUGUGCGAAAUCUCUAUGAAAGCAUUGAAAAGUGCGAAGAAAUGCAUGAUUUCUUAAGAGGCAAAGACCAGUUCAAAAUUUCUUUUUUCGAUGAGCAUGCGUCCCCCUACCAUCUUCUUUGUUGGUUGUUUAUUAUGGCACGUAGUUAUUAUGACGCUCUUUACAUUGCUGAGCUUGGGCGGUGCAGAGCACUGACAGACAUACUGUCAGAUAAGUAUUCUGUGAAGAAAGAAAUAUCAGUCAACCCACAGUCAUGGAUUGGUAUUGAGAAUGUCAUGGACACAAAUGCCUUUAGUUCUUGUCUUUAUGUUUCCUGUUUCGGUGUCCACAUGUGUUUUUGGAUCCUUAAGCCAAACAAAACCGUAGUGUUUCGACAAACGAUUCUUGAAGGAAGUGCAGAUAAAUUGUUUGGAAAUAAAAAAAUUGGGGGCUCUCGGGAUUUACGUCAAGAACAAUGCGAAGAUCGAUCAUUGUUUCCUUCAUAUGAAAGGUCCCCGCUAUCAUGCAAACCACCUCAGGAUGAGAGCUCCUCAGAUUUGUGUCUUAUAGACACAAAGGAGGACGACGAAACACAGGACACUGGGCCACCAACCCUGGCCGAUGGCUACAACAUGAUCUUCGCUCCUGUAGCUGACUUACUCCAAGAACCAGAAAUCAUUAUCAUACCGGAUCGCUUGUUGUACCCAGUUCCUUUUGCAGCUCUAAUUGAUGAUAAUGGGAAGUAUUUAUCGGAUACUUUCAGGAUCCGUAUUCUCCCUUCCUUGACGACUCUUAAGUUGAUUCAGGACAGUCCAGCAGACUACCAUUGUAAAACCAGUGCACUGAUCGUAGGUGAGCCAGACGUUAGUGAUGUAUACUAUCGAGGAAAAACUUGCCAAUUAAUCGCCUUGCCUUGGGCAAGAAAGGAAGCAGAGAUGAUUGGGCGACUGCUCGGUGUUGAGCCAUUGUUAGGUGAGAAUGCGACUAAGCAGGCAGUCCUGGAAAGAAUGCAUUCCGUAAGUCUUAUUCACUUCGCCGCUCAUGGUGAUGCCGAACGUGGAGAAAUUGCUCUUUCCCCUUCGGGGUCGCGUGGAAUUCCAACUGAAGAAGAAUACUUAUUGACAAUGGCUGAAAUUUCACAAGUUCGACUAACAGCCAAGCUGGUUGUACUUAGCUGCUGUAAUAGUGCAAGUGGCCAGAUUAGAGCUGAGGGAGUCGUUGGGAUCGCUCGAGCAUUUCUAGCAUCAGGUGCACGCGCCGUGUUGGCGGCACUAUGGGCUAUAGAAGACAAAGCUAGUAUGCAGUUCAUGAAUCACUUCUAUGAACACCUUAUUCAUGGUGAAAGUGCAAGUGAAUCUCUUCACCAGGCCAUGAAGUGGAUGAGGGAGAAUAAGUUUUCUGAUGUCAGGCUGUGGGCGCCAUUUAUGCUAAUUGGAGAUGACGUGACAUUUAAAGGUUUGUAG
Messenger RNA from Porites lobata, 9954 nucleotides. The record is from the annotation of a GenBank genome assembly. Lineage: Eukaryota; Metazoa; Cnidaria; Anthozoa; Scleractinia; Poritidae.